AUGGCUUUUUGGUGGCUUUCGGUGGGUCCCUGUUGCCCAUCCCUCCCUGCUGCCUCUCGCAGGUACGACUCCUACGACUCGAGGCCGUCCGCGGCCGAGCGCGACGUCUAUCGGGCCGGCUAUGAGUACGGCGAGGCCGAGGCCGAGAACGACGGCUCCUACGAGGGGCCCUACGAGAGCUUCUAUGGGAAUCGCCGGGAUCAAUUCCAGGCCCGAGCUCGGGAGAACUUUGGGCAACGGGGCCAGAACUGGGGGCGGGAAAACCGCAGCAACAGGCCCUUGGCAUCGGCGUAUCCCGGGCGGAUGAGCGGGCAAUGGAACGAGGCUCCGCAGGCCAUGGGAUCCCGUGGUCCCCAAGGCUCUUCCAGGCUUCCUUCCCUCUUCUCCCAUAACAUCAUCCCCGAACUCGGCAUGUUCCAAGGGAUGCGAGGCUUCCAGGGGAGCAUGCGCUAUGGAGGAGGGAUGCUGAAGCAGCGCAUGAGGAGGAGCUGGAAAAUGUGGGAUUCGGAUUAUAAACCCCAGAAGAAGAAGCUCAGGAAGGAUCCCAGCACGAAGAAGCGGAAGCUCCUGAACAGCUCCGAUGAUCCCGAGGGCAGAGCAGCCAAGACGGACGGCUCCGAGAACUCCGACUCGGGCAACGAGGAGGGAACAGAAGGAGAAUCAGGAGAGAAAGAGGAGAAGGAAGGCUCCAGAGGGGAAGGGGAAGAGGAAGAAGGAAAAGAGAUGGAGAAAGGUGCCCUCACAAUGCAGGAGGAGAUCAGCCAGAUCAAGCACCGCUUGCAGGCGGGCAAGAGGACCCCCGAGAGGCAGAAGAAGAGGCACCGGGAUCGCAUGGUGGAAAGGAUCCAGUUUGUUUGCUCGCUGUGCAAAUACCGAACCUUCUACGACGACGAGAUGAGCAGUCACCUGGAGAGCAGAUUCCAUAAGGAACACUUCAAGUUUGUUGGAACCAAGUUGCCUCAGCAAACAGCAGAGUUCCUCCAGGAAUACGUUGCCAAUAAAACAAGGAAAACCGAGGAGCGCCGUAAAGCCAUUGAGGACAUCAACGCGGUCAUUCAGCAGAUAUACAGGGAGCAGGAUCUUACCCAAGACGUGGGCAUGGAGCAUUUCAUCAAGAAGGUGGAGGCCGCCCACUGUGCUGCCUGCGACCUCUUCAUCCCCAUGCAGUACGGCGUCCUCCAGAAACACCUGAAGUCCCUCGACCACAACCACAACCGCAGGGCCAUGAUGGAGCAAUCCAAGAAAUCCUCGCUCGUGGUUGCAAGGAGUAUUCUCAACAACAAGCUCAUCAGUAAGAAGCUGGAGCGGUACCUCAAGGGAGAGAAUCCUUUCACAGAUGACCCAGAGGAGAAAGAGGAGCCUGAGGAAGGAGAAGGGGGAGCCAGUGGGAACGUGGAGGAAGGAGCAGCAGAAGGAGGAGAUGAAAACAAGGAUGAGGAGGAAAACCUGGAAGAGGAGAAUCCAGAGGAGGAAAACCAGGAUGCCAAAGGGGACCUGGAAGCAAAACGUGCUGGGGAUGUGGGGGAGCAAGAAGAAACAGGGACAGAGACAGCUGAGGCACAAGCACAAGCAGGGAAUGUGGAGGAGCAGAAUUCCCUGCCUCCAGAGGAAUCCCUCCCUGAGGAAGGAGAGCACCAGAGAGCAGAAGAUGAGGAGGGAAGCGAGGAAGCUGCUGCAGCACAAGAGGAGGAGGAAGAUGGGGAUUAAACUCUGGAGGGGAGGGGGAAAUGAUGUGGGAAAGAGCUGGUGUAUUGGGGGGGGGGGGAUAAACCAUACCUGUACCUGUGAAUUCCAUAGCACAUAUUCCAAGUUCUCAUCCCACCAGGCAGUGGAAGCCUUUCCCUUUAAUGUGAUUUUGGGGGGAAUUGAGGGGUUUUUAAGCAAACCUUGAGGUUUAGGCACU
This is a messenger RNA of Pezoporus occidentalis (night parrot), 1903 nucleotides long. It is a transcript of the gene AKAP8L, whose product is annotated as A-kinase anchoring protein 8 like. Gene Ontology annotation, molecular function: protein kinase A regulatory subunit binding; DNA binding. Gene Ontology annotation, cellular component: nuclear matrix; nucleus. The transcript has 10 exons. Lineage: Eukaryota; Metazoa; Chordata; Aves; Psittaciformes; Psittacidae. The record is from RefSeq and is a predicted model, not a curated record. Bases 1 to 1707 code for a protein of 568 amino acids.